Molecule: messenger RNA, 1659 nt
Organism: Adineta ricciae
Lineage: Eukaryota; Metazoa; Rotifera; Eurotatoria; Adinetida; Adinetidae
Source: the annotation of a GenBank genome assembly
AUGGCUCAAGGUACUUUAUCACUCGGUGGUGAACGUCUUACAGGCGAUUCAAUUCGUACUCAAAAUGUUUUGGCUGCUAUGUCAAUUGCCAAUAUUGUGCGAACAUCAUUAGGCCCACUUGGACUUGACAAAAUGCUUGUAGAUGAUAUUGGUGACAUAACAAUUACGAAUGAUGGUGCGACCAUCCUCAAACUGCUCGAUGUUGAACAUCCGGCUGCUAAAAUACUCGUUGAAUUAGCUCAACUGCAAGAUCAAGAAGUUGGUGAUGGUACAACUAGUGUUGUUAUUAUUGCUGCUGAGCUGUUGAAAAAUGCUGAUCAACUUGUCAAGCAGAAGAUUCAUCCGACAUCAGUAAUCAGCGGUUAUAAACUAGCAUGCAAAACUGCUGUAAAAUACAUUCAAGAGAAAAUGACUGUUAGCGUUGACAAGUUAGGCAAGGAUUGUUUAAUGAAUGUUGCAAAGACAUCUAUGGCUAGUAAAGUGAUUGGCAUGGAUGCGGAUUUUUUUGCUAAAAUGUGUGUUGAUGCUGUCAAUUCUGUUAAAUUUAACGAAAAAGAUAAGAUAAUUGUACCGGUGAAAUCAAUUAACGUAUUAAAAGCCCACGGACGAUCAACUCGUGAAAGUGUUUUAGUGUCGGGUUAUGCAUUGAACUGCACAGUUGCGUCCCAACUGAUGAGGAAACGAAUUGUGAAUGCCAAGAUUGCCUGUUUGGAUUUUAGUUUGCAGAAAGUACGAAUGAAAUUAGGAGUACAGAUUGUAGUAGAAGAUCCGGAAAAGUUAGAAGCAAUCCGACGAAGAGAAACGGAUAUUGCGAAAGAACGCGUUACUAAACUGUUGAACGCAGGUGCCAAUGUAAUCUUAACAACCGGUGGUAUUGAUGAUCUAUGUUUGAAGCAAUUUAUUGAAGCAGGCGCCAUGGCUGUGCGACGUUGUAAAAAAGCAGAUUUGAAGCGAAUUGCUAAAGCAACCGGAGCAACAUUAUUAACCGCUCUAGCCAAUAUGGAAGAUGAGGAAUCCGUUGACGCGACGGUCAUCGGUAGUGCUGCUGAGGUUGUUCAAGAACGUGUAUGUGAUGAUGAACUUAUACUCAUUCGAGGACCGAAAUCACGUACAGCUGCUUCGAUCAUCAUACGUGGUGCGAACGAUUUCAUGUGUGAUGAAAUCGAACGCUCGAUACACGAUGCCCUAUGCGUGAUUAAACGUGUUCUAGAAUCAAAACAAGUAGUUCCCGGUGGUGGUUGCUGUGAAACAGCUCUAUCGAUUUAUUUAGAAAAUUUUGCUACGACUAUUAAUGCACGAGAGCAGUUAUCAAUAGCUGAGUUUGCUUCUGCACUUUUAUCCAUUCCCAAAGCACUGAGUGUCAAUGCCGCACAAGAUGCGACCGAUCUUGUUGCUAAACUUCGCGCUUAUCACAAUGCCUCUCAAACCAAACUUGAUCGCGAGCAGCUGAAAUGGUUCGGUUUAGAUCUACAAGCUGGUAAAGUUCGUGAUUGUGUGUCGCAUGGCGUUCUUGAACCAGCCAUAUCGAAAAUUAAAACCUUAAAGUACGCAACAGAAGCAGCUAUUACGAUAUUACGUAUCGAUGACAUGAUUAAACUUGACAAGGAAGAAAAAACUGGUAGACAUGGAGGUGGUCGUGAUAACGAUGAAUAUAUGUAA